AAAACCUGCACUCACUCUGUUGUGAAGCUGAUAUACCCAGAAAGAAAAAACAAGAAAAAGAAAGAAAAAAAAUUACUUCUUUCAUCCAUCAAAACAACAACAACAGAUAUAAUUUGGGGUUCAAAGAAAACAUUUUUAUAUCCUGAAAUAGAUUCAACAGAGUUUGACAAAGAAAAAGGAUAUGGGUUUUAAUGGUGGUGGUGGUGAAUCAAACAGAGGUUUAAUAAGGUUUUGGUCAGCUCCAUCAACAUGGUUAGAUACAUUAAUACAACCAGAUGAUGAUGUUGAUGAUGAAGGAAUAAACACUACCACUAACCCAAUAUCAAUACCAAAACCACAGCAACCAAAGAUUACACCACCAUUACCACCAUCAUCUAAUUUACCACCUCAAAUCCCAACACUGAGUAGAAAUAAUUCAGCAUCUAUAAACUAUAUUGCUUCUUCUGCUGCUGCUUCACCUGUAACUAAUGCUUUUUUUGAUAAUACUGCUACUAGUGGUGGUGGUGAUUUGGGUUUCCUAAGACAGAAUAGUUCACCUGCUGAACUACUUGCUAGACUUACUUCACUUCCUGCUUCAGUUGGGUCUGAUGGGUUUUUGUCUAGCUAUGGUGGUUCUGGAAAUUAUGAGUAUAAUCUCUCUUCUUGUCUUGAUUUUCCAAGUAAUAAUAAUAAUAAAAGGUCUAGAGAUUCAGAUUUCCAACAAGAAUCACCAAAAAUAUCACCCCACCCGCUGAAAGGGGAACAAAGUGGUGAUUAUGGUAAUUAUGGUGAUAUGGAGAUGGAAAAGCUAUUUGAAGAUUCAGUUCCUUGCAGAGUUCGAGCUAAGCGUGGCUGUGCAACACAUCCUCGCAGUAUUGCAGAAAGAGUUCGAAGAACAAGAAUCAGUGACCGGAUAAGGAAACUUCAAGAGCUUGUACCAAAUAUGGAUAAGCAAACAAACACCGCAGACAUGUUAGAAGAGGCAGUUGAAUAUGUGAAGCUCCUACAGAAACAGAUUCAGGAACUUUCUGAGCAUCAACAAAAUUGCAAAUGCCUAGUUAGAGGUUAAUUGGAAACGACGUAUAAGAGCGCAUACCCACUUUUUUGGAGAUCCUGAUCAGAUCAGUGACCUCAAAUUUUCAGUUUUCCAGGGCAGAAUUGGGUACCAUCUUCCUCUUUUAAUUCCUACUUAUUUUGAGGUCUACAUCCUUUGGAAAAUCAGACUUGUGGGAUCGGAAAAAUGCUAAAUUCUGCCCGGGUACACAUGAAUGUACCAUGGAUGCUUGUUAUAGACUACCACGAGCUUCAUGUUUUCAUUAGUCGCGCUCUUAGAAGUUCUCCAUUUAUGGAUGUAAAUUAUUUUGUCCCUCUAUGUUUAAUGUUUGCUAACACCAUAAUCGUCUGCCUGAACUAGCUAUGAUUGUGUUCUCUAUCUGUUCAUAUCAAAAUCCAUAAAACUUGUUGUUUAGUUAUUGAGAAAAUAUUAGAUCAAUAAAGACUACUCUUUUUUUGUAACCA
Messenger RNA from Papaver somniferum (opium poppy), 1497 nucleotides. Its product is annotated as transcription factor bHLH80-like. Bases 182 to 1048 code for a protein of 288 amino acids. NCBI's taxonomy places the organism in Eukaryota, Viridiplantae, Streptophyta, Magnoliopsida, Ranunculales, Papaveraceae. Gene Ontology annotation, biological process: regulation of transcription by RNA polymerase II. Gene Ontology annotation, molecular function: RNA polymerase II cis-regulatory region sequence-specific DNA binding; protein dimerization activity; DNA-binding transcription factor activity, RNA polymerase II-specific. The record is from RefSeq and is a predicted model, not a curated record. Gene Ontology annotation, cellular component: nucleus. The transcript is spliced from 5 exons.